Molecule: messenger RNA, 1073 nt
Organism: Loa loa (African eye worm)
Lineage: Eukaryota; Metazoa; Nematoda; Chromadorea; Rhabditida; Onchocercidae
Exons: 5
Source: RefSeq, a predicted model, not a curated record
AGACAACUGAAGAAUUAUCAAGUUCAGAAGAUGCUUGUUUCAAUGAAGGAAUUGUAACCAAUGAAAAAUCUGAAUCUUUACAUUGUGCUAAUUUAUGCGGAUACGAUGAAGAGAUGCGUACAAGCAUUUUGGAUUUCAAUGAACCGGUAUCAAUUCAUGUUAGCAAUUUAACCUAUUCCAAUCACCUGUCAAAUAAAACAUAUCCAAGAGCUAUUUCGGAGAAUGAUUCACUUUGCAUAUAUGAUGCUAGUCCAUCACCACAUCAAGAUGAAGAAAUAAAUUUUAUGGAUGAAUUACCAGAAAUUGAGGAAACGGUUAAUAAAUGGACACCAGAAGCAUUGAUAAAUUUUGCAAAAGGAACAUUACGUGAAAAUUUUGAAACUAUAAAACAACCAAAUGAAAAUCAUGAAAUUGGAUCAUCAACAUUUGCAAAUAUAUCAAAAUCACUUGGAAGUUUAGAUUUAUGGGAAACUAAAAUGGGUUGGAUUACAAGAGUACCAUCACCAUCAAUGGAUCAUUGUGGAAUAGGUAUGCGUCAAAGUAUAAGCUGUCAUGAUCGAAUGAUUACAUCAUAUGUGGAUUGUGUUAUACAAAAUCAUUAUAAUAGAUGUUCUUCACCCGAUUGUCAUAAAUAUGCUUCUAAACCAGAAGAUGGAAUGAAGCAAACAAUGAUGAAUAAUAAUAGUGGAAGUGAUACAUCAGAUGAUGAAUGGAUUCGAUGCGUAGAUGAUGUACAAUUAGAGGAUACACAUGGGAAUGAUUGUUUGCAUAAUGAAAUUUAUCCUCAAGUUACAGUACCAAUAUUUUCUCAACAUAAUGAUAACAACAAUUCAUAUAUCAUUAAUCAACAAAAUUUCAAUGAUAUGGAUAAGAAUAAGGAAAUGAUAAUGAAAUGUAAACAACAACCAACAACAACAUUUUUCAAUGUUUUGAAGAAUGUAACCAAUGAUGAAAAUAUGAUGAAUGUAUCGAAUCAAAUUGACAAUUUUGAUAAGGAAGAAUUUUUAUCAUAUCAUGAGAAAAAUCAAUAUUCUAUUUUGGUUGAUCCAAUACCAUGCCGAUCAUAUUCUUGA